GUAGGAGGUGGUUGUAAGGGACGAAGAGCGCGAGAUGGGUGCGACAGAGGAGGUGCGAAGCGUGGUUCCUACGUUGGAGAAAGCGCUGGAGAAUGCCGAGCUCGAAGCCAUCAGGACGAAGACAUGUAACUUAGACCAGGUGUUGGUGUUGUCCGCGACUGACUGCCAUCACCCGACUGUGGCCGCAGCGUGGCGAGACACCCUGCAGGUUUCGGGCGAAGCGGACAUUCUGUUCCCUUCUCGCAGGGUCGCAUCGCUCGUCGUCGAGAACUCCGUGGAUCCCCAAGCAGUGGGUCACGCGCUCGUGCUUGCGUCCUGCGGGGGGUUCAUCAAUUGUGUGCGCCGCCUUCGGGAUAUCAUGAGCGCCAACCACAGCCAUGGCAUGCUUGUGCCCCUAUUCAAUGCAUACGCGUUUCUGAAGGCUUGUGAAAACGGCCACCAGGAUGUUGUGCGGGAGCUCCUGCGGCCGAAGACCUCCGCGAGUACUGCUAUCAUGGGCUACAUUAUUGUGACGAGGUGGAAAGAGAAGGAUUCGUCUUCGUAUCCGUUCGUGAAGCAGACGCCCAACAUUCCCAACAAGGAGUGGGUAACCAAGCUCAUUUCCAGUAAGAAUAUGCUUCCUGCUGCAGCGCCCAUCCUCCGAGCUGGUGGUUGGGACCUGAAGGGUAUGCCGGGAGUUCCUGAGGAACUUCAUGACUGCAUCCGCGCUAGUUACAGUCUCUUCCUGCUUUGGCGUGCGGGAGUGGUCGCCGCCACAAGUUGUCAUGUCGAGGUGUUCAAGGUCCUUCUCCGGCAACGCGCGUUGGAGAAUACUAUGCUGGCAGAUUCCUUCCACGACACGUCAGUGCCGAAGAAGAGCUUCGAUCAUGACGGGAGGAGGAUCAUCAGCGAACGCGCGAGGAUGGACACGCUCAUGUACCAGCUGGUCGAAGAGUUGAGCACGAAGAACUAUAAUGACGGGAUCUUGUAUGCUUUGUGGGCUCACAUUCAGCGUGGGGGACGAGACUCUCCUCGCCCCGAGGUGAGCAGGCCACGGUGUGUUGCACAGGCGGCAAACGGCGUCUGGGAGAUGCAGUUGGAAGUGCCCCAGUUGAUGAUGCCCGUGGAGCAUGCCUUGCAGGAGGAAGAACCGCUCCGGCGCUACAAGCAGCUCACGCAGCUCUUCAGCCAACGCGCUAAGGUCAACAUUCAGCUCACUUCGACUAUUGAGUCUCUCCCCAAUUGCCUCCAGGUUGUGGUUGGAAUUAAGCACGUGAGGUUCAAGGUGGAGAACGCACGCUUCGACAAUGAGUGCAUGGGCCAUUUUCCGAGCAUGAUCACCUUGUCCGUGACGCCGAUGACGAAUGAGGGAACUGGAGUUACAAUGACGCACUCGUCUUCUAACAUCAUUGUGAAGAUUGGAAAAAUGGAGAGAAUACAGCUCGGAUCGAAUGCCGGUGACGGUGCCAAUCGAGGUUUGAGUGGCGGUAUUGGCGCGGCGGCCUCCGUUGGUGUGACGUCCACUAUGAAGAACAAGCCGUGGCGGUUCGAGCAGCUCCCAUUGAAGGAUGAGCGAGGGGGUAGCUUUGUGUGGACACUGCAAUCAAUGAAAGGUGUUCUAUUCGACCGGUCGAACCCCAUGCGCAUGGCAGAGCGGAACUCCAAGUGGAGGUUCGGGCGAAGGAUGCCCAGCAACCCCCUGGACGAGCUUCCCUUUACAAGCGAGGGUGGUGUCAUCUUCACCAGCGCCGAGUUCGACGACACCAUGAUGUGGCGCUUCCCGAAGCACAUGGAGGGGUGCAAGAUGCGUUGGAGCAUUGAAGGUCAAAUACACUCCACUUUCACUACCACCCGCUACUUCGAGACGCGGAUGGCUACCUUUUGUGGCGACAUCGAGGAGCCGCUCAAGCCCCUCGAGGUGAAGGACAAGAAUGGGAUACCUAAGAAUAAGAUAGGGGAGAAGGGGGAGAAACCUCCUAAGGCUGAUAAGGGUGAGGAGAAACCUCCAAAGAAUGACAAGCAAGACAAAGGUGACCAUAAGUCAAAGCAAGACAAGGACAAUAGCAAGGAAUCGUCACCUGAAACCUUACCGACCAUCAAUCCAACGCUCUAUACCACUGACGCUGAGUACCUAGAGUUUCUGGAAUUCAAGAGGUUCAGGGAGGGAAUGAGGAACAAAACUGUGAAUGCAAAGUGGACCGACGAGCUUGGGAAAUCCAAGGAGAUCGUGGGUUUUGUCGUGCCAGAGCUGGACCAAUUUGGCAACCAAGAUGCGAUUGAGAUAUAACCCCGGCGGCGAUCGGCGUUCAGUCAUGGGCGUGGGGCAGAUCACACUUCAGAUGAGAGUGCGUCAGACACCGCUGACGACGAAUACUUCGACAGUGGGGACACUACCUCCCGGGUUGAGAGUGCGGAGGCUCCACGAAGAUUGAUAACAGGGUUGUCGGUGAGGACUCGCACCGGAACGUCGGCAGACGUCGGCAGAUGAUCCACCACUCCACUCCAUCUGCGACCGUCUUUCGCGUGUAUAUGUGUAGAGUAUGUCAGGAGAGCAGCAGCAGCUGCAGCCAUGAUGUCCAUCUCGAAGCCAUUUGUUGGACAAUUCUAACGACUCGGGAAGCUAGCAACAGGACCCUGUAUUAUCCAUUUUGCCGUGGUCUUCGCGUUCGGACUCUUGUGUCUAGUCCGUGGCCCUCGAUGCCGAAUCCCUGGCCACCGACAGACGUAGCUGAUUCUAGACACGCAUUCGAUGUGUCCUCGUUUAUUUGUUUCAACUAUCAGAAGUGAGCGGAACCACUCCAGGCAGUGUCGAUCUCUGGGUCGCUUUAAUGUUCCUUGACUCAUUCUUUAGUCCUUUUGAUGCAAUGCUCCCUUCCAAACCUGUUCAUAUUCAUCAAUUUAUAUCCACCAUCUUUGAGGUUUCGACCAAUGGUGGGUGUCCUGGUUUCCUCUUUUGCUUCAAA
Messenger RNA from Physcomitrium patens, 2942 nucleotides. RefSeq lists its product as uncharacterized. Lineage: Eukaryota; Viridiplantae; Streptophyta; Bryopsida; Funariales; Funariaceae. The record is from RefSeq and is a predicted model, not a curated record.